AGCGCGGCCCCGCAGCCCUCGCCCAGCGCAGUUGCCGGCCUGCGGCCCAGUGCGCCUGUGCGGAGGCCUACUCGGCGAUGUGCGCCCUCGCCGGGCUCCGGCGCUAGCGGCCGGGCCGAGGGGGAAGAAGGGCGGGGAGGCGGGGGCGUCGGCAAGGACAUGGCUCCUGACUCCUGCGCGGAACAUGGUCUCUAGCGACCGGCCCGUGUCACUGGAGGACGAGGUGUCCCAUAGUAUGAAGGAGAUGAUUGGAGGCUGUUGCGUUUGCUCAGACGAGAGAGGCUGGGCCGAGAACCCGCUGGUGUACUGCGACGGGCACGGCUGCAGCGUCGCGGUGCAUCAAGCUUGCUAUGGCAUUGUUCAAGUACCCACUGGACCAUGGUUUUGCAGGAAAUGUGAAUCUCAGGAGAGAGCAGCCAGAGUGAGAUGUGAGCUGUGUCCCCAUAAGGAUGGAGCUUUAAAAAGAACUGAUAAUGGGGGUUGGGCUCAUGUGGUUUGUGCCCUGUAUAUUCCAGAGGUACAGUUUGCCAAUGUUUCUACAAUGGAACCAAUUGUUUUACAGUCUGUUCCACAUGAUCGUUAUAAUAAGACUUGCUACAUUUGCGAUGAACAAGGAAGAGAAAGCAAAGCUGCCACUGGUGCUUGUAUGACAUGUAACAAACACGGAUGUCGACAGGCUUUCCAUGUGACAUGUGCGCAGUUUGCUGGACUCCUUUGUGAGGAAGAAGGGAACGGUGCGGAUAACGUCCAGUACUGUGGCUACUGUAAAUACCAUUUCAGCAAGCUGAAGAAGAGCAAACGGGGAUCUAAUAGAUCAUAUGAUCAAAGUUUAAGUGAUUCUUCCUCUCACUCUCAGGAUAAACAUCAUGAGAAAGAGAAAAAAAAAUACAAAGAAAAAGACAAACACAAACAAAAACACAAGAAGCAGUCAGAACCAUCACCCGCAUUGGUUCCAUCCUUGACUGUUACUACAGAAAAAACUUACACAAGCACUAGCAGCAACUCUAUGUCAGGAUCCUUGAAGCGCUUGGAAGAUACUGCAGCACGAUUUACAAAUGCAAAUUUCCAGGAAGUCUCUACGCACACCUCUAGUGGAAAAGAUGUUUCCGAGGCUAGAGGGUCAGAGGGCAAAGGGAAGAAAUCCUCAGCUCACAGCUCAGGUCAGAGGGGAAGAAAGCCCGGUGGCGGUGGCGGAAGAAAUCCAGGGACGACCGUGUCAGCAGCUAGUCCCUUCCAGCAAGGCAGUUUUUCAGGAACUCCAGGCAGUGUAAAAUCAUCUUCUGGAAGUUCAGUCCAGUCUCCCCAGGAUUUCUUGAGCUUUACAGACUCAGAUCUGCGCAGUGACAGUUACACUCACCCCCAGCAGUCAUCGUCAACCAAAGAUGUGCAUAAAGGAGAGCCUGGGAGCCAGGAGGGGGGGGUAAAUAGUUUUAGUUCCUUAAUUGGUCUCUCUUCAACCUCAUCUGUGAUCUCACAGCCUAAAAGCUUUGAAAGUUCACCUGGAGAUUUGGGUAAUUCCAGCCUUCCUACAGCAGGAUAUAAGCGGGCUCAAACUUCUGGCCUAGAAGAAGAGACUGUAAAGGAAAAGAAAAGAAAAGGAAAUAAACAAAGUAAGCAUGGGCCUGGUAGACCCAAAGGAAACAAAAAUCCAGAGAAUAUUUCUCACCUCUCAGUUUCUUCUGCUUCUCCAACGUCAUCCGUAGCGUCAGCUGCAGGAAGCGUGACGAGCUGUAGUCUGCAGAAGUCGCCAACGUUGCUCAGGAAUGGAAGUUUACAGAGUCUUAGUGUUGGCUCGUCUCCGGUUGGUUCAGAAAUUUCCAUGCAGUAUCGGCAUGAUGGAGCUUGUCCAACAACUACCUUCUCAGAGUUGCUGAAUGCAAUACACAAUGGUAUUUAUAACAGCAGUGAUGUAGCAGUGUCAUUUCCAAAUGUCAUAUCUGGCUCAGGAUCUAGCACUCCUGUCUCCAGUUCUCAUUUACCUCAGCAGCCUCCUAGCCACUUGCAACAAGUGGGAGCCCUUUCUCCUUCGGCCACACCAUCUGCAGCCACUCCUGUUGCUACCACUCAGGCCAACACCCUGUCUGGCUCUUCCCUUAGCCAAGCAGCACUUCCAGUGUACAGCAGCAGAUUAAACCCCAGUUCAUCCAUGGCAGCUAUGAUAGCGCAGUCAGACAACAACCAGACAGAUCAAGACCUUGGAGACAGCAGCCGCAGCCUGGCUGGCCGGGGAAGCUCACCCAGAGGAAGUCUCUCCCCACGAUCCCCUGUAAGCAGCUUACAGAUUCGCUGUGAUCAACCAGGCAACAGCAGUUUGGAAAAUCUGCCUCCAGUGGCAGCCAGCAUAGAACAGCUUUUGGAGAGGCAGUGGAGUGAAGGACAGCAGUUUUUACUAGAACAGGGCACCCCCAGUGACAUUUUAGGAAUGCUGAAGUCAUUACAUCAACUUCAAGUUGAAAAUCGAAGAUUAGAGGAACAGAUUAAAAACUUGACUGCCAAAAAGGAACGCCUUCAGCUGUUGAACGCUCAGCUCUCAGUGCCUUUUCCAACAAUAACAGCAAACCCGAGUCCGUCGCACCAGGUCCUGGCAUUCCCAGCCCAGACUGCUCCUACUUCUGAUUCCUUAAACAGCAGUAAGAGCCCUCAUCUAGGAAACAGCUUUUUACCUGAUAACUCUCUUCCUGUAUUAAAUCAGGACUUGACCUCCAGCGGACAGAGCACCAGCAGCUCCUCAGCCCUGUCCACCCCGCCCCCCGCAGGCCAGAGCCCGUCUCAGCCCGGUUCAGGGCUGAGCGGAGGCCAGCAGGUGAACGGCCUGGCCGUGGGGGCGCUGACCAGUGGGGUGCAGGCCGUGCCCCCCACUCUGCCCACAGUGCCUGGUGUGGGUGGCAUCCUUGGGGCUUUGCCAGGGAACCAGCUGGCACUCAAUGGCAUCGUAGGAGCUUUAAAUGGCGUUAUGCAGACCCCUGUUUCCGUGCCGCAGAACCCUGCCCCCCUCACCCACACCACUGUACCACCCAGUGCCACACACCCGGUGCCAGCCACACUGGCAAGCAGUGCCUCAGGACUAGGAUUACUUUCUGACCAGCAAAGACAAAUACUUCUUCAUCAACAGCAAUUUCAACAGUUGUUAAAUCCUCAACAGCUCACACCAGAGCAGCACCAGGCCCUCCUGUACCAGCUCGUGCAGCACCACCAGCACCACCAGCCCGAGCUGCAGCAGAUCCAGCUGCCCGCGCCCGCGCAGAUCCCCAUCAACAGCCUGCUGGCGGCGGGCGCCCCAGCCCCGGCCCUGCACGCGGCCUCCAACCCCUUCCUCAGCCUCCACGGGGACGGCACCGGCCAGAAGAGACUUAGUGAUAAAACUGGGCCUGUAGCUCAAGAGAAAAGUUGACACUUGAGAAACAUCUAGAAAUUACGUAUCCUGCUGUUGUAGCACUUCAUCCGGCUGCUGAUGCAGUCCUCCUGCAGCUAUGAAGAAAUGCAGCAAGAAACUCAACUGCACAAGGGGUUACUUGCCACCAGGACAUUCUUGACAGGCAUUGGUUACUUUUCUUGUUGCUUUGUUGCACUGAAAUAUGGAACUCCCGUGCCCCCCCACCCCUCACCCAGAGUUUUUGAACUUUGAGAGUUCAACUAAUUUUUGUCAACAGAACAGUUUACAUGCAAUGAGCUUACCAACCUGAGAGAAAUUGUAUAGUUGAUGCACAGCUGAUUUUGUUAUAAAUUGAAGAUAUGAAUUGCAAAACUGAAGACUUGUUCCACUUAUAAACAACUUGAUUUUAUUGUACAAAUUGGAAAAUGAAAUAUGACCUUUUGUUUGGGUUACAGUAUGCUUGCCAUGCACAUCAAAUCUUAAAACUAAUUUCAAGGAACUGUCCAACUUUCUUUUCUUCUUUGGAGUUUUAUUGAUUAAAUAUUGCUUAUAAAUUGA
Choloepus didactylus (southern two-toed sloth) is the source of this 3931-nucleotide messenger RNA. It is a transcript of the gene MLLT10, whose product is annotated as MLLT10 histone lysine methyltransferase DOT1L cofactor. Gene Ontology annotation, molecular function: nucleosome binding; histone binding. Gene Ontology annotation, cellular component: nucleus. Gene Ontology annotation, biological process: regulation of transcription by RNA polymerase II. The record is from RefSeq and is a predicted model, not a curated record. Lineage: Eukaryota; Metazoa; Chordata; Mammalia; Pilosa; Megalonychidae.